AUGGCUGCAGAAAAAGGACAAGUGAUCUUGUGUCACACCGUGGAAGCAUGGAACGAGCAAUUCCAAAAGGGAAACGACUCUAAGACUCUUGUGGUGGUUUAUUUCACGGCUUCUUGGUGUGGAUCAUGUCGUUUCAUAGCUCCAUUCGUUGCUGAUUUGGCUAAGAAACUUCCUAAUGUGAUUUUCCUCAAGGUUGAAAUUGACAAAUUGAAGUGCUGGGCCAUUGAGUCCAUGCCAACCUUCAUGUUCAUGAAGGAAGGGAAGAUUGUAAACAAAGUUAUUGGGGCCAAGAAAGAUGAGCUUCAGUCCACCAUUGCCAAACAUUUGGCUUAA
Messenger RNA from Eruca vesicaria subsp. sativa (arugula), 333 nucleotides. Lineage: Eukaryota; Viridiplantae; Streptophyta; Magnoliopsida; Brassicales; Brassicaceae. The record is from the annotation of a GenBank genome assembly.